AUGAGGCUCCCUAAUCCGUUCAGCUUCCGGCCGGGGCCCGUCACCUUCUGGACCACGGCCGUCUACCUCGCCCUCGUCAUACCGCUGAUCUACGUCCACGAAACGGUGCCGUCUGCGCCAUCGAGCCACUCUCUCAAGCAGGGCCUGGAUCUGGACGAGGCGUGGCUCGAUUUACAGCUCAUGACGAGACAGUACCACCCGUACAACAGCCGAGCAAACACAGAAGUCCGCGAGUUCCUCAUCAAGCGCUCUCACGAAAUCCUCGACCGGAAUGGCGUUCCUUACAGAACCGAAAAGACUGGAGGAGUGAUUUGGGAUGCCAGGGCCAAUGCCAAUGCCAAUGACGAGCUGAGAGCCAAGCGAGCGCCCGGUGCCACCAUCUUCGAUGACCGCAUCUCCAACGUGACCUGGACCGUCGAUUCGCUGCUCCAGAGCACAAAGGGCGGCUCCAAGACGUGGCAGGGCUACUACUUUGAGGGAGACAACUUUUACAUCUACAUCCACGGCCAGGAAGAUCCCGAGGGCGACUGGUGGACCUCGCAGGCCGGAGCAGCCAGCUACAGCAGAUCCGGAGGUGUCCUUGUCAAUUGUCAUUUUGACUCCGUCUCGACUGGAUACGGCGCCACCGACGAUGGCAUGGCCUGCGUGAGCAUGCUCCAGCUCUUGAGCUACUUCACCACCGAGGGACAGCAGCCGAAACACGGCAUCGUGCUGCUCUUUAACAAUGCCGAGGAAGACGGCCUGCUGGGCGCCCGCGCGUUCGGUUACAGCCCGCUGCUCAAGUUCUGCCACACCUUUGUCAACCUGGAGGGAGCCGGCGCUGGCGGCCGUGCCAUGCUUUUCCGAACCACGGAUCUCGAGGCUGCCAAGGCCUACUCCAAGAGCCCUCACCCCUUUGGAUCCGUCGUCGCGGCCAACGCGUUUGAGCGUGGAGUCAUCAAGAGCGGGACCGACUUUGAAGUGUUUGCCCCUGACUUUGGACAGCGCGGCGUGGACAUUGCCUUUUACCAGCCGCGAGCACGCUACCAUACCGAGGACGACGAUGCGCGCCACACUUCGGUCCGCAGCAUCUGGCACAUGCUGUCAGCCGCUCUGGCGACUGCGGAGAGAUUCUCAGAGCUCACCGACACAGUCUUCAGCGGCGAUCGGCGCGACGGCGACAAGGACUUGGUGCAGAACGGCAAGCCAACCGAGGGUGUCUACUUUGACUGGUAUGGCAGCGGCUGGUCGGCGUUUCCGCUUCGAGGCCUCUUUGCGUGGUCCCUCACUCUGCUCCUAGUCACGCCUCUGGUCUUGAUCGUCGUCACCUAUCUGCUGAUACGUCAGGACAAGUACUACUUCUUCGCCAAGGACGUGGAGCUCGAGAACUCUGAGCUCCAUGACGACCCGAUUGCUCUUGGUGGUUGGCGCGGCUUCUUCCGGUAUCCUCUAGCCCUCAUCUUUGCCGUGGGCCUGACAUUGGGAGCGGUCUUGCUGGUCGCCAAGGUCAAUCCACUCAUCAUCUACAGCAGCGGAUAUGCAGUCUGGGCCAUGACCGUGUCUUUAUUCUACAUCUCCUUCUUCAUGAUCAUGAGAGGUGCCAACUUUGUCAGACCGUCCGCCCUGCACCGCGGAUUUGCCCUCAUCUGGCUGUUUAUUCUCUCGUGGAUUGUGCAGGUCAUUGCUGCCGUGGCUGAGGAUCGCAUGCACAUUGGCGGCCUCUACUUUGCCGCCUUCUUCCACACAGCCGUCUUUGUGUCGCUCUUCAUCUCGCUGGUCGAGCUGUUUGCUCUGCCUGGAAAGGAAGAUUUCGCCAAUCAGUUCCAAGACGACGCGGCACCGUCACAUAUCCGGGUCACCAGCUCCGACAACACAAUUACCGGCCACGAAGACGACCAAGAGGACGCUACAGAGACGACGCCGCUGAGGGCUCGAGAGCACAGCUACGGAUCGAGCGACCACCCGACGUUUGCCAGCACGUAUCGACGGUCGGCUCAUCUGGACGACCCUGCCCCCUCGGACUUGAUCAGCUUCCCGCCGUACGAGCACGAGCAGGCGUGGUCUGGGCGGCUGCCGACGUGGACCUGGAUUGUUCAGUUCCUGUUGCUUGCCCCCAUCCACAUCAUCCUCGUGGGCAAUCUGGCAUUGGUGCAGACUUCCGCAAUGGCCAUGAACGGCGCCGACGGCGGCAGUCUCUUGCCUCCCAUCAUGGGCGUUGGGAUCAUGACCAUCCUCCUGCUGCUCCCUCUGACCCCUUUCAUGCACCGCAUCACUCGCCACGUGCCGCAAUUCCUGUUCGUCGUCUUCGUCGCCACGUUCAUCUGGAACCUAGCUGCUUUUCCCUUUUCAAACAAUGCCCGCUACAAGCUGUACUUCCAGGAGGUUAUCGAUGUAGAUGCGGGAACAAAUGUGGCUACUCUGACUGGUAUCCCAGAAUAUCUCCACAAAGUCAUUGACUCUAUCCCGUCUGCCACGGGCCAAGAUGUUGAAUGCAGGGCUUCCACGCGUUUAGGCCUCACUACGUGCGAAUACGAUGCGUCAUCUCUGCCGCCGUAUCUCGCCAACGGCACAGACCCCAAGGACCUGAUUACCGUGUCGAGCUCGAGGUCAUCCGACGGAACGACGGCGAAUCUCAAGGUCGACGCCUUGGACACCAAGAUGUGUAUCCUGAACCUUACUCGGCCUGUGUUUGGGUUUACCAUUAAUGGCGGCGCCCCCCCGGACACGCGAUUUGGGACGAUCCCGCGUGGCGGUCUGCGGGGGAUCACCCUCUUCAGACGAGAAUUCGAAGGGCCAUGGGACGUUGACCUGCAGCUGACGGGGGAGGACGACGUGCUGGACGAGGACGAGCUGGAGGUGACGGUCAAGUGCGCGUACAGCGACAUGAACGACGACAAGACGAUACCGGUGCUGCGCGAGCUGUACCAGUACAUGCCAAAGUGGGCCGUCAUCAGCAAGACGGCGGUUGCCCUUGUCGAAGUCAGGAAGAAGUUUACGAUAUCAUGA
Messenger RNA from Trichoderma reesei QM6a, 2985 nucleotides. RefSeq lists its product as uncharacterized. Bases 1 to 2985 code for a protein of 994 amino acids. Gene Ontology annotation, biological process: proteolysis. Gene Ontology annotation, molecular function: metalloexopeptidase activity. The record is from RefSeq and is a predicted model, not a curated record. The transcript has 4 exons. NCBI's taxonomy places the organism in Eukaryota, Fungi, Ascomycota, Sordariomycetes, Hypocreales, Hypocreaceae.